Sitophilus oryzae (rice weevil) is the source of this 575-nucleotide messenger RNA. RefSeq names its product ATPase inhibitor, mitochondrial-like. Gene Ontology annotation, biological process: negative regulation of ATP-dependent activity. The record is from RefSeq and is a predicted model, not a curated record. Lineage: Eukaryota; Metazoa; Arthropoda; Insecta; Coleoptera; Curculionidae. Gene Ontology annotation, molecular function: ATPase inhibitor activity. The transcript is spliced from 3 exons. Gene Ontology annotation, cellular component: mitochondrion. Bases 124 to 444 code for a protein of 106 amino acids.
UUACGAGAAACUUGGCAACAACCGGCAUUAGGGUCAAACUGUCAACUAUACAUUUCCAGAUCUUUUUUUUGUAAUUCAUCACACUUCAAAUCAAAACGUUUACGAAAAAUUAUAGCAAGAAAUAUGAAUUCUAUUCGGAGUUCUAGGAUAUUAUCAUCCAACAGUGUGAAACAACAUUUACGUUUAAUGUCCCAAUUGGGGGACCUGGGUAGUGGUGCAGGCAAAGGUGGUGGUGGAGGUGGAUCCAUCAGAGAAGCAGGAGGUGCCUUUGGUAAGCAAGAAGCAGCCAGAGAAGAAGAGUACUUUUACAAGAAGCAACAGAAACAACUUGCUCAGCUAAAGGAGCACCUACAUGAUGAAAUAGCCUUUCAUGAAGAACAGAUCAAAAGACAUCAGGAGGCUAUCGCCCGCCACAAAGCCGGUGUUGAGAAGUUGACUAAGUAGGAAUCUAAAUAUUAUUCGUGUUUAUGAAGCUAUUAUUAGCGAUGUUAAUUUUAGGUAUUAUCACCUUUCAUGAUUGUAGUAUUUUGUUGUUUUUUUCGGUAAUAAGAGAAUAAAAAGCUUUUAAAGUUAAA